CAGUACUUCGAGGCGGUGAUGAGGCACCUGGAGAACGAUGGCGACAGCUACAAGACGGAGUACAGGAGCCAGCGCAAGGACUUGAUCAGACGCAGAGGCAUGAUGAGGGCCGAGGGAGCUGACAAGAAUGAGGAGGAGUUCGAACGAGUCCAGCGACAACUAUAUCAGAUCACGAGGCGCCUUCAGAAUCUUCGGAAACAGCAGACGGCCGACACGCGACAAGCUCUACUCCACGAACUGGCGCAAGUGUGGAAGAACCAGCAGUGGGCGCAGAUGCACAAGAUCAAGAACAGCCUGACAUCUACAGGCCGAGGGCCCAAGAAGCGCUACAUCUUCGCAGCGCGGCAGAACAUGACAGUAGAAGAAUGGCGGGACGGACUCCAGCUACAACCACACCAGGGCGGCAUGCAAGCGAACUCCAUCAACUGGGACGACGCGCUCGACGACGUGCAGUUCCUUCCCAAAGUUCUCGAGCGGGACCGAGCCAUCCAGCUCGCACAGGCCGACCUCGAGGGCCAGAUCCGCUACCUCAAGAAGGCCCCCAAGCGCAGAGCAACCCCGGGGCGGGGAGCGUACGCGGAGGCGCUGCUGCAGUUGCUGUCUCCUGAGUACCACAGUGCUGAGGACCCCAACGGCAACGGCUGGGAGGUGGGCAUCACGCCUACGGCAUUUCUGCACAAGUAUCAGCAGUUCGUCACACUUGUCAGAGAGAAAGAUCAGGUUCCCCCCAGCUUCCUCCGCUCGCAGAUGUUCGCCCAAAGCAAGGACAACGGGAAGAUAGGCAUCAAAGGACAACGGCUCCUGCACUGUUUCGACUCCUGCGGCGUGAGCUGGUCUGGCCAACUCGCGCGCAGGCUCAGGGCACCUCCGAAGUUUCCGCCUUUCGCUCACGGAGGCAUAGCUGGUCGAAGGAGAGAGGGGGCCAUUCUCGCCCUGAGCAGCGCGAUGUGGUGCUGCAGAGAUCUGAAGCUGAGUCACACGCUGAGCAACUUUGACGGCACGAACGCGUUCGCGAGCACGGACAGGGAGCAUUUGAGAGCACAGCACAGCGCGCAGCACUACGAGCACAACAUCGAACUGUGCAAGCACGCCAUCGACGGUUUAGUUGUGCACGCCAACGGCAUCGAUGGCGAGCUAGAUAUGAAACCAGCAAGGGGCACAACUAUGGGACACGCCAUGGCAGCAGGGGACUUUAUUGCAGUAUACACGCCGCAAGUGCAGCAAUGGAAUCAACAACUAGGGGUGCACGAUCACACGUAUACUUGGUUGCAGUGCGACAGCAUACUGGAGGAGGAGACGGAGACUGGAGGGCAGGUGGAGGACAUCGGAAUUGGGCUGUACGUAGACGAUAUAUCCAGAGUACACAUACAUGCACAUGAGGCGUCACCACGCGCAAUGGAGCUCCAGCCAAACACGGCAACAGGCAAGCUGAGCACAUGCAUCGGGGCGACGGGGCACACACUCAACGAAAGCAAAACGAAUCUCAUCACGCACAUCAUAGGCAAGGGGUCGUUCGCAGCAGUUAAGACGCUUGCAGCAUCCCGCUCGGUAUCAGGCAGUAUUGUCAGAGAGGCACGUGCAUUGGGGCCUCUCCUCACGUUUGACGGCAGUUUGCGCGCAGAGCUUCGAGGGCGCAUCCGCGCCGCUCGAGCUGGGUGGAGAUCGCCGGGAAAGCUGUGGGCUGAACCGGUACCGCUCAGGAUGAGGAGACUUCUUUUCAUUGCGCACGUGCAGAGCGCAGGAAUAUCGGGGCUUACAGGCUUCGUACUGCCACGCAGCUUCACAGACAAGCUCGAUGUGGUAUUCCUCCGUUUCUUGCGCGUACUCAGCAGAGGGACUACAGAGGAGAUAGACGGGAAGGUCAGAGGGGAGACUUACGCGCAAGUGUUCGCGCACCACAAGUUGUCGCGGACAGUGGUCGAGCUCAGGAUCCAGCGGAUCAGAUGGUACCAAAAAAUGGCGCAGCAUCCCCAGAGACACUCCCAAGUUCUUGCAGGUAUUUUUGGAAGCACUCGAAUGGACCUCGCGGUAGAUAGGCCUCGCAUGGGAACAAAUGAGGACCCCAGCGAACAUAGCACUCCGUGGGCUCGACAAGUGUACUCCGACCUCGAGAUUUUCGCGAAGGUCGAUCCUGCUUCUAGGUUCGCUCAGGCUUGGAACUCGAGGGACGGGUUAUUAGAUUUCUUCAGGAAGGAGGAGUUUCGGAAGGUGUUCUUCGGGAAAAGGCCACAGCACAUCAGGCACUUGUUUGACAGGCAUUACGAGGCGGAGGAGAAGGAGGACAAAUACAAAGGAGCGGAGUACAUAGAGGGGGAGGAGGACGCGAACCUUCAGCCGAUCGAGGCGGCCAAUUACUCUUGCGACCUGUGUAGUCCCAGCACCGAGCUCACAGCCCACCUCGAUCACGCCCAGCAGCACGCCGCAGGCAGACAGCUCAAGCGUGCCCGCGGCAAGGGGGCUGGAGCUGGCUCAGACGAAGAUGUGGAUGCGACAGCGAACGAGAAGAUUUUCACGCUGCAGAAGCGCACGCUCAACAACACACAGACGCUGAGGAUCCUCAUGGGAGCGCUGUGGGACUGCCUCAUAGUCCCGAUGGCGCACGCAGUGGCGUCCGAGGGCAUGCGCAUGGGGCAGGAGUACCACCGACUGAGCACCGAGGAGAAGCGCAAGGACCUGGGACCGCCUCACCUGCACAUAUUCGGGCGUAUUAUUCCCACGCUCGUGAAGAUGCAGGGCUUGCCAGACGAUACCAAGGCGAUCCUCGAGCCAUUCGCCAAGCUUAUGACGAGCAUGGAUCGCGAGGAACUCAACGACCUUGUCCGCUACUUCCGCAUCAAAAAGACCUACAACGAGGACAAUCAGAAAGCGGACCAGGCCAGGAUUCACGCGAUGCUGAGCCCGCUCGCCAUCAGUCCGUUCCACAGGCCUCAGCUGAUCCAGCGAUACAGGGACAAGACGGGCGAUCAGGUCGAGAUGCCGAACGCCACUAUCGCAGAGAUUCGGCUGCACGUGAUCAAAGCACUGGUGGCCAGCGGCGGUGUGGUGAAAAUAG
Messenger RNA from Prorocentrum cordatum, 3052 nucleotides. The record is from the annotation of a GenBank genome assembly. Lineage: Eukaryota; Dinophyceae; Prorocentrales; Prorocentraceae.